UUCUGAAACAUUUUUAAUCCUUUAAUCGUAUUUAUUCAAAUUGAUAAACAAAACAGAUUUGGAUUUCGCGGUAUAUGUUCGGGCGACGUCACAAGCAUGUUGGCCCGUCAGGUUGGUUAACAUGAAGUUUCUAUAAUACAGGACUGGAAACAUUCAGUUUGUAAGUGACAGUGUAUCAAAAUGGCGCUGAAAGCAUUAGUUGGGCAGAAGAUAAUGAAUGAGGCAAUAAAAAAUAAGAGAAAGCCAGGACAAGGCAUGGAAUGGCGUGUAUUGGUGGUGGAUCAGCUGGCAAUGAGGAUGGUAUCAGCCUGUUGCAAGAUGCAUGAUAUUUCAGCAGAGGGCAUCACCAUUGUUGAAGACAUCCACAAAAAAAGAGAACCUCUGUCAACAAUGGAAGCAGUCUACCUCAUCACUCCAUGUGACAGCUCAGUUAAGGCACUCAUGGCUGAUUUUCCCAACUCUAAUCAUUGUAUGUACAGGGCAGCCCACGUUUACUUUACAGAAGUGUGCCCUGAGGAACUGUUCAAUGAAUUGUGUAAAUCAAAUGCAGCUAGAAAGAUUAAGACACUGAAAGAGAUCAACAUAGCAUUCUUACCAUAUGAAUGUCAGGUUUUCUCGCUGGACUCACCCAAUACAUUCCAGUACUUCUACAAUCCAAUGUUAAGUGGCAAUCGUACUGCUAACAUGGAACGCAUGGCUGAACAGAUAGCUACACUGUGUGCUACACUUGGGGAAUACCCUUCUGUAAGAUAUCGCAGUGAUUUUGAUAAAAAUGUAGAAUUGGCACAGUUGGUGCAGCAGAAGUUGGAUGCGUAUAAAGCUGAUGAACCUACGAUGGGUGAGGGCCCAGAGAAAGCUCGAUCACAGUUGAUUAUUUUGGACAGAGGUUUUGAUUGUGUCUCACCAUUGCUUCACGAGCUAACACUACAAGCAAUGGCUUAUGACUUGUUGCCUAUUGAGAAUGAUGUAUACAAGUAUGAAGCUACAGCUGGUGCACCAGAGAAAGAGGUGCUUCUAGAUGAGAAUGAUGAGUUAUGGGUUGAACUCAGACACCAGCAUAUUGCAGUAGUGUCACAGAGUGUAACAAAGAAUCUGAAAAAAUUCAUUGAGUCAAAGCGUAUGCCGCAAGGAGACAAGCAAUCAAUGCGUGAUUUGUCACAAAUGAUUAAGAAGAUGCCACAGUAUCAGAAAGAGUUGAGCAAAUACUCAACUCAUCUCCACUUAGCUGAAGAUUGUAUGAAGGCAUAUCAGGGUUAUGUGGACAAACUGUGCAAAGUUGAGCAGGACUUGGCAAUGGGUACAGAUGCAGAGGGGGAAAGAAUCAAAGAUCAUAUGCGAAACAUUGUGCCAAUCUUGCUGGACCAGGCUGUAUCAGCAACAGAUAAGAUGCGCAUAAUCGCACUGUACAUUAUCUCGAAGAAUGGCAUCAGUGAUGAAAAUCUCACAAAACUGGUCCAGCAUGCACAGAUUUCACCACAAGACAAGCAGACCAUUAUCAACAUGGCUAAUCUGGGACUGAACGUUGUUGUUGAUGGUAAUCGCAAAAAGAUUUAUCAUGGAACGCGCAAGGAACGUAUCACAGAACAGACUUACCAGAUGUCUCGCUGGACUCCUGUCAUCAAGGACAUCAUGGAAGAAUGUAUUGAGGACAAGCUUGAGUUGAAGCACUUUCCCUUCCUUGCUGGUCGUGCUGCAUCAUCUGGCUAUCAUGCACCUACAAGUGCACGGUAUGGCCACUGGCACAAGGAUAAAGGACAGCAAACUGUGAAGAAUGUUCCUCGUCUAAUUGUGUUUGUGGUUGGCGGAGUGUGUUUUUCAGAGAUCCGCUGUGCUUAUGAGGUGACUCAAGCUGCAAAGAACUGGGAAGUUAUUUGUGGUUCAUCACAUAUUCUUACACCAGAAGACUUCCUGAGCAAUCUACAAAAGUUAAGUAACCAAUAAGUAUAUUGUGUUACUAAACAGUAUGGCCUAACACUCUUUUCCUGAGGGACUGUUCAUGUAUGAAUGAAGAGACAUACACUUAAGGUCAAAUGGAAAGUGCCGAAAAUAGGAAGUGAGCAUUUCUGUUUUUGCCCAGCAUGACAGAAAGAUUAAGCCCAGUAUUCUGCCAUGUUAAGUAUUCUUGGUAUUCCAAAGAUUUUGUGAUUAUGUGUUCCUGACAUUGAGAAAUAAACACUGUUGUCUUAAUAUAACAUGUUUAUGAUUUUUUGUUUGGAACACCAGUAUAGCAACCUUGCUUGUUUAAUGAGUAUGCUGAAUGAUAUUUAUGUGUGAAAUCCCACUACAAUAUAUGCCAUGUGUAUAAAGAUUUAUAUAUAUAUGUUAUAUAUAAAUGAGUUAUAAAGAGUGUAAAUCUAAAAUUCACACUGAUUAAUAGAUUGUAUAAAAAUAGUAUGAUUUUGGAACUUCAGAAUUGUUACAGCUAAAACUUAAAAUUUUUGGUAGCAUUUCUAAGUGCUUUCAAGUGUGAUAAGUGGUAUGUAUAGGUCAGCCAAAUUGAAACUCACCUGUCAGUGAGAGAGACCUUGGGUUUAGUGCUUGUAUGAGUGGAAUGUUUGUAUUGCUAUUCUUUAAAUUAUGUUACCCAUUGUGAAAAAAAUAAUAUUUUAAUUAUUAAAAGCUUAGAUUUAUUUUGCUUAUGGAAAUAAAGUUAUGCAGUGUCUAUCUUUCGUUUUUAUGUAAAUCAAGAAUGUUUGUAUUGGAACUUGUUUUUGUUAGUGUGUGUGUGUGUGGGGUGGCAGUGAAGAUUUAGUAUAUACUAAUAUGUAACUUUUAAGGGCUGGAAAUUGAAAUUGACGUGCUUAUAGUCUGUAUGGAAUUUUACAUUGUAGUUUUCAUAGACCAGACAUGUAUCAAUCUGUAACUGACUUCUCAUGUUGUCAGAUAUUUUUUGGCAAGGUUCCUCCAGCACACUGCACAUUAAGAUCACUAAUUGAAGAGUAAACUUUGUAAAAGAGUGACAUGAAAAUGAUUAUCUUUGUCAUAUGUCAAUAUUAAUUAAAUUUGAAGAUAAAAAUAAAUGUGAAUUUAUGUUGUUGCUAA
Molecule: messenger RNA, 3042 nt
Organism: Zootermopsis nevadensis
Lineage: Eukaryota; Metazoa; Arthropoda; Insecta; Blattodea; Termopsidae
Gene: Rop
Product: Syntaxin-binding protein Rop
Biological process (GO): vesicle-mediated transport
Source: RefSeq, a predicted model, not a curated record